AUUCCAAACGUCAAACGAUAAUAAUCAGGAUUGUUUACAAUUUACUGAUUAUCCAGAGUUAUUAUUCACAACGUAUCUAAAACACAGAAAUAAACCGUCUGAACAAAAAAAAAAUGGAGACCGUUUUUGUGAGAGAGAGUUUGAUAGAUUACAAUCAAUGGACAAGUGAUAAUAACCAAUUUCAAAAGAUGAAAAUUGGUGAAAUAUUUCAAUUAAUGGACAGUAGCAUUUCGCUGUGUUGCCUGAAUUGCUCGCAAGAGUUUCAAUAUUUCACUGAAUUCACAUUGCAUAUUCAGGAGCAUUUUAUGCGUGGAGAAAUCGCAAAAUUAAAAGAAGUCAAAGAAGAAGUUCCAAGUGAAAGCCAAAAUGAAGCAGUGGUCGAUGAUUCGGUGCCGCAAAACGAAGGGAUAAUAGUUAAAUGUGAGGUUAUUCGAAAUGAUGCGGAUGAUGAUGAUUUUUUCAACGAUGAUUCUGAGAUGAGAUGGUCGGACGAUGACGUGAAUAGUGUGUUGAUGGAUCAACGGGAUGCGGGACUACCGACCGAAAAUCUCCCAAAAAAUGUAUUAAUCGUCGAAGGAACUGAUUACGAAAAAUUAAAUGACAAAUUCAAGUGUUUGACCUGUGAUCAUGAAGCAACAAAAUGGAAUCAAUUCGAGGAGCACGUAUUGAAUCAUUCAAAUCCAAAAGAUGUGAUGUGCCCAAUUUGCUCUAAGAUUUUUGCAUCAUAUGCGUACACGCAAAAACAUUGCAACCGAACGCACAGUCAGAAAAUCUCCUUGGAAAAAAUAAAGGAAGCUCAAGCGAUGCGAUAUAAGAAAGAAGCAAGUGUGGUUGUUCCAACAGCUCCCCCACCACCGCCAAAGCAGAAGAUAAAUCCAAAGCCAGAGAAAAGGAUGUUCGAUGGAACGGACUACAAAAAAGUAGAUGAUAAGUUUCAAUGCUUGACAUGUAAUCGAAAGAUGGCCAAAUUGGAUCAUAUGAAAGAGCAUCUUUUGACACAUACUAGCGAAAAAAAUGUGUUGUGUCCAUUCUGCGCGCGUGCAUUCAUCACGGAGGCAUACGUUCGCAAACAUGUCAAUAGAAGUCACAACAAUAUACGAAUUACAGCCGAAGAGAUUAGAGCGGCUCAGUCUACGAUCGAUGUAUCGCUGAAGAAGAAAGAAUGGGAAAUGCAGCAGAAACGUACACAAAUGAUCAAGGCAGCGACCAGUUCAAUGACGGCAACGGCAGCAGCUGAAGAGGGAACAGUUCGGUGUUUAUUCUGUGAGAAACGUUUCACAAAAGCUCGUUAUGCCCAGAAACAUAUGCGAUUGAUCCAUGGUAAGCCGAUAGCAAUCGGUGAUGUUGUGAGCUGUCAACCCAUUAUCAAUGGAAGUGAUGGAACCAAAUUUUCAGCUGAAAAAGAUGACGGAGGUGGAAUCAGUAAAGAAGUUGCAUGCGUCGGAGAAGAGCCGGAGAAAAAAUUUGAAUGCUUCGAAUGUCACAAGCAAUUUGUGAGCUUGAAUUCAGUUCGAAUUCACAUGAAAUUGCACAGUGGAAUAAAGUACAUUUGUCCGUAUUGCGGCAAAGUAUUCGCCAUGAAGUCAUACGUGAGAGAUCACAUUGUGAUAAUGCACGGAAUGAGGCGGGAGGACAUACCGAAGGAAAGUGUUCGGCAAGUUUCGGAAGAUUUUAUUUACACGCCACGGCCCAAUGUUGCCCUGUAUGAGUGUUAUUUGUGCCGGAACCAGUAUCGAAAACGAAACCGAUUACGAGAACACAUGAACACACAUAUGAAUGGACCAUUCUUGUGUGUGAUCUGUGGAGCGGUUUACAAAUCAACGGACACGCUUAGGCAUCACAUGGAAAGACACAAAGCCAAUCCCGAUGAGCCUCAUCAGUGUACUGACUGUGGAAAAAUGUAUCCGACACGUCGGUACAUGUUGUCCCACUAUCGCACAAUUCAUCUGAACAAGCGACGAAAGAAAUCGACGGUUCCCGUCGAGAGGAAGUACGACAUUACUUGUGAAAUAUGCGAAAAGAAAUUUAUGAGUCAGCAUAAUCUCAAUCAACACCAAUCUGUACACAAUCGGGACCCAAAGGAACUGAUUUGUCAUGUCUGCGGAUGGGAGUUUAAGGAGCGUUCAAAUCUGAAGCAACACCUCGAAUCUCAUGGCAAUAAUAAAACGACUUGUGAAAUAUGCAAUAAGGUACUCUCGCAUCGAUACUUACAAGAACACAUGAAAAUUCAUGGCAACAAAGAGUUCCAGUGUUCAAAUUGUGGGAUGCAGUUUGUUUCUCAAGAAAGACUGAAACGUCAUAUGGUUCGGCAUUCGGGUGAGCCCAAAUACAAAUGCGAUUUAUGCCCAAAGGCCUACACCAGAUCCGAUAAGCUACUGUAUCACCGACGCACUCACGAUCAGCAAAUGACACACGAAUGCCGAACGUGCGGCAAGGGAUUCUUCUCAAUCAAAUCACUGCGAAAACACGAAAACAAACAUUAUUUAGAAGACAAUGGCCUUUUGAAGUCGAACAAUUUGAACAUAUAAUUUCCCCUAAAAAUGGAAUAAAUUUAAUGGUUUGUAUACGUGAGAAAUUCAUUAUAACUUUAUGUCAUUUGGAAUGAAGAUUAAACGGCUAAUAACAGCAUCACUGGACAACGACGAUGUUGAUUCUAAUCUCGAUUUAAAAAAAACCUAGUUAAUAUGCGAUGAAAAACUAAUUGAAACCGAAUAAAAAUUGUAAAUCGUAUGAAUACAAGUAAUUCAAUCAUGAAUUGACCGAUCAACAUCACAAAA
Messenger RNA from Sitodiplosis mosellana (orange wheat blossom midge), 2777 nucleotides. RefSeq names its product zinc finger protein 699-like. The record is from RefSeq and is a predicted model, not a curated record. NCBI's taxonomy places the organism in Eukaryota, Metazoa, Arthropoda, Insecta, Diptera, Cecidomyiidae. Bases 114 to 2528 code for a protein of 804 amino acids. The transcript has 5 exons.